Messenger RNA from Eucalyptus grandis, 3240 nucleotides. Its product is annotated as protein translocase subunit SECA1, chloroplastic. The transcript is spliced from 20 exons. Gene Ontology annotation, molecular function: ATP binding; ABC-type protein transporter activity. The annotation marks the transcript as partial. Gene Ontology annotation, cellular component: membrane. Gene Ontology annotation, biological process: protein import; protein targeting. The record is from RefSeq and is a predicted model, not a curated record. Lineage: Eukaryota; Viridiplantae; Streptophyta; Magnoliopsida; Myrtales; Myrtaceae.
GGCCCCGCGGCCUCGCCGUUCCUCGGGAGCCCGGCGCUCCGGCGACUCAAGUUCGAAGCCAGGGCGCCGAGCUCCGGCUCCAAUGGCAGGGGGCAGGUGCGCGCGAUGGCUUCCUUGGGAGGCUUGCUCGGCGGGAUUUUCAAAGGCGGCGACACCGGCGAGUCCACCCGGCAGCAGUACGCGGGGACCGUGAGCGUGAUCAACGGGCUCGAGGCGGAGAUUUCGGCGCUGUCGGACUCGGAUUUGAGAGACAGGACUUCGGUUCUGAAACAGCGGGCUCAGCGAGGCGAAUCUCUGGAUUCUCUUUUACCUGUCAGUCAUUUGCUGUUGUCAGAGGCCUCGAAAAGAGUCCUAGGACUUCGUCCCUUUGAUGUUCAACUAAUAGGUGGCAUGGUUCUUCAUAAGGGCGAGAUAGCUGAAAUGAGAACUGGAGAAGGCAAGACACUUGUAGCAAUAUUGCCAGCUUAUCUGAACGCUCUUAGUGGAAAAGGAGUCCAUGUUGUCACGGUGAAUGAUUAUUUAGCCCGACGUGAUUGUGAGUGGGUUGGACAAGUUCCCCGCUUUCUUGGAUUGAAGGUUGGCCUAAUCCAGCAGAAUUUGACAAGCGAGCAAAGAAGGGAAAGUUAUUUAUGUGACAUAACAUAUGUCACCAACAGCGAGCUUGGGUUUGAUUAUCUGAGAGACAACCUUGCCACGAGUAUUGAGGAGCUUGUGCUUAGGGGUUUCAAUUACUGCGUAAUUGACGAGGUAGAUUCCAUCCUGAUUGAUGAAGCAAGAACUCCUCUCAUCGUAUCAGGACCUGCUGAAAAACCUAGUGAUCGUUAUUAUAAAGCUGCAAAGGUUGCAGCAGCUUUUGAACGUGAUAUACACUACACUGUCGAUGAGAAGCAAAAGACUGUCCUUCUGACAGAGCAGGGUUAUGAGGACGCUGAAGAAAUUCUAGAAGUGAAAGAUUUGUAUGACCCACGGGAACAGUGGGCGCUCUACAUUCUAAAUGCAAUAAAAGCUAAAGAGCUGUUUCUUAGAGAUGUGAACUAUAUUAUCCGUGGCAAGGAGGUGCUCAUAGUGGAUGAGUUUACUGGUCGGGUCAUGCAGGGGAGACGAUGGAGUGAUGGACUUCAUCAAGCAGUUGAAGCAAAAGAAGGGAUGCCAAUUCAAAAUGAAACUGUUACAUUGGCUUCAAUUAGUUACCAAAACUUCUUUCUUCAGUUUCCAAAGCUUUGUGGAAUGACUGGGACUGCAGCAACUGAAACUGCAGAAUUUGAGAGCAUAUACAAGCUAAAAGUUACAAUAGUACCGACAAACAAGCCAAUGAUUAGGAAGGAUGAAUCUGAUGUUGUUUUCAGGGCAACCACAGGAAAAUGGCAAGCAGUUGUUGUAGAAAUUUCCAGAAUGUAUAAGACAGGUCGUCCUGUGCUUGUUGGGACAACCAGUGUCGAGCAAAGUGAUUCGUUAUCAGAGCAGUUAAAAGAAGUUGGGAUUCCUCAUGAGGUCCUUAAUGCAAAGCCAGAGAAUGUGGAAAGAGAAGCUGAAAUUGUUGCACAAAGUGGUCGCCUUGGAGCAGUUACUAUUGCCACCAAUAUGGCUGGUCGUGGAACAGAUAUAAUCCUUGGUGGUAAUGCUGAGUUUAUGGCAAGAUUGAAGCUACGUGAAAUGCUUAUGCCUAGAGUCGUUAAACCAGUUGAAGGAGUUUUUGUAUCAGUGAAGAAGCCACCUCCAAAAAAGACAUGGAAGGUCAACGAAGACAUUUUCCCUUGUGAGCUAUCCAGUAGAAAUACCCAACUGGCUGAGGAAGUUGUGCAAUUAGCAAUGAAUACAUGGGGUCAGAGAUCAUUAACAGAGCUUGAGGCAGAAGAGCGUCUAUCUUAUGCUUGUGAAAAGGGUCCUGCACAGGAUGAAGUCAUAGCAAAGCUAAGAAGUGCUUUUCGGGAAAUUGCAAAAGAAUUCAAGGUCUACACUGAGGAAGAAAGACAGAAGGUAGUGCAAGCUGGAGGCCUUCAUGUGGUAGGAACAGAACGGCAUGAAUCACGACGAAUUGAUAAUCAGCUGCGGGGUCGAAGUGGACGACAAGGGGAUCCUGGAAGUUCUCGAUUCUUCCUCAGUCUAGAAGACAACAUCUUCCGGAUUUUUGGAGGAGAUAGAAUUCAGGGUUUGAUGAGAGCUUUUAGAGUUGAAGACUUACCAAUAGAGUCAAAAAUGCUAACGAAAGCACUCGAUGAAGCUCAACGGAAAGUGGAGAACUACUUUUUCGAUAUCAGGAAGCAAUUGUUUGAGUUUGAUGAAGUGCUAAAUAGCCAAAGAGACCGUGUAUAUGCAGAAAGAAGAAGAGCGCUUGAAUCUGAUGAUCUUCAAUCUCUAAUUAUUGAAUAUGCUGAGUUGACAAUGGAUGACAUCUUAGAGGCAAACGUUGGUCCUGAUGCUCCAGUGGAAAGUUGGGAUCUCGAGAAACUAAUAGCAAAGCUUCAACAGUAUUGCUAUCUGCUGAAUGACUUGACUCCAGAUCUGCUGAGGAGCAAGGGAUCAAGUUAUGAGGAAUUGCAGGGUUACUUACGUCUUCGUGGUCAGGAAGCAUAUAUGCAGAAAAGGGAGAUCGUGGAGAAACAAGCACCAGGGCUGAUGACAGAAGCCGAGAAGUUCUUAAUACUGAGCAACAUCGACCGUUUAUGGAAGGAACACUUGCAAGCACUCAAGUUUGUUCAGCAGGCAGUGGGCUUGCGAGGAUAUGCGCAGAGGGACCCUCUCAUUGAGUAUAAGCUCGAAGGAUACAAUUUGUUUUUGGACAUGAUGGCACAGAUAAGAAGAAAUGUCAUAUAUUCCAUAUAUCAGUUCCAGCCGGUGCUGGUAAAAAAGGAUGAGGAUCGGAGCCAGAAUGGAACAACAGGGAAACCUACUACAAAUGGUAGAAGCAGCGGCAAGCCUGAUCCGGUUGGUGUGGAGUCAUCUUCAUCGGCUGCCAGUCCUCAGGCAAGUGCAUAGAUGUGUGCCGUGACAAUUUUGGCCGCAAUUCACUUGGAUGAGAACAUUAUACGAGCUUCUCUCUUUGUUCUCCUUGUAAAAUACAAGAGCCUGCUGUAUUUAUUUGUAAAGGAAUAAUUUUUGCAGAUGAAGGGAAUGAUUGUAAAGCUUGACCAUAAAAAAAUUCAAUGCUACUGACUCCUGGCAUCUGUCUAACAAACAGAAGCUGGACAGUGCAGCACAAAAUCAAGUUUCUUAUUAUAAACCUUUCGUCCUUUAACUUAA